CUCACGGUUGAACAAAUGGCUAAUGCCCGCCGCACCAGAAGCUACACGUGGUGCCGGCUUUCCUGCGAGAUGCUGGAGGAAAACUGUGCCCGAUGCCUUCCCCUCCUGCCCAAGCCGAUAAACACCCCGAACUGGCUCGCCUGGUUAAGGUCUGCACUCACACCGACAAUGAUCAUCGGGUGUGUUGCUGUUGCGGCGUUGCUGUCCGUCCCUCUGGCCAGAAGGAUCGUCAACGGAAAGCGGUCGAAACGCGAUGCCGAAGACACCAAGAAACGAAACGAAAAGUCCCAAGAAUGCAUUUGGAAGAGUAGGCUCCGAGUGUACAUCUGGUACGUUCUAUUUCAACGCGCCGUCAAGCCACGAGCUCCAGCUCGUUCCCAGCAGCUGCGGAUCUGCGCCGCCCGGAUGCCUCCAUCAGCGGUGGCGGCGGCGUUGAGACGUCCGGGUCUUCCUCUCCCGGAAUCACUCCGGGACGUGGCCGUUGCAGACGGCAUGGUCCUUCAGAUCCCAGGGCUGACAUUCCACUUCUCCAAUGACCCGACGUCGACAUUCUUGGUGGAGGCGUUUGGCACACUACAAAUCUUCCGGAACCGUCGGGACACCUCCACCUCUGACUGCCUAGAUGAUGGUGAUGAGGAGGAUCGUCUCGUGCACCCCGAAGAAAUGGAACUAACGGUUGCCAUAUUUUCGCCCGCGCAAGCGUGUCACGGCCGAGGUGACCCGGGCGCUACUUUCCCACCGUCCGGGGAGCACGCAAGGGCCGCUACGGGAUCGGUGUUCAAGAUAUGGAUGACGUUCACACCACCAUCACCGCCGUCGGAAGGCCUGGGCCCGUCGAUGGCGGCGGGGGCGACCAUUAACCUUUCAGAUUUUGGCUGGCUCGGCAAUUCGACGAGGGCACUCGAUCUGUCUCCAUAUCUACACUCUCCUCCUACCGGUCGCAGCAGGACUGACCUCCUGCCACCGGGAGGAGCCGCCUUCGAAUUGUUCGAGCCGGAACGGAAGCCCGCGGGUGACCUCCUGCCACCGGGAGGACCCGCCUUCGACCUGUUCGAUCCGGAACGGCAGCCCGCGCGGCAAGUUCAACUCCUGCACGCGGACGGGCCGAACCUAUCACUGCUCGACACGGUCGACGAGGAGCCCGCGUCAGGCGCAUUCGCGGAUCUUCGUUUCUUCAAGCACAAGACCACCGGGGAAGUGUUCGCCCUGAAGACCGCAGAGGACACUCCCGAGGGAAUUAGGAAGAUCCUCGCGGAGAUCAACAUCCUUCGCGAGGUGAUCGGCAGCGCUCCUCGUCACAUUGUGACGGCUAUCGAGACCAGAGCGACCCCGACGGCCAUGAUACUCACCAAGGCGGAGCCCAGGACGUUGAGAUGCAUCGGAGACAGCCCUAGUGCUACGAAUCCUGGCGAGACCGUCAAGGUGCUCGACGGAGUCCUUACGGCUAUCGAAUUUCUUAGCUCCGAGGGUUUUCUGCACCGCGACAUUAGGCCCGAGAACAUCCACGUAUCCGGGGACGGAGAAGGACUUCUAGCCGACUUUGGCCUUUGCACCCACAAGGAGGUAGCGGUCCUUCCCUGGCAGAUCGGUGCGGGUACAGUGGAGUACCAGGCUACAGAGGUGGCGACCACGGGGUCGUCCCUAUGCUCUGAGUUAUUCGCUGUCUCAGUCUGCUUCCUGGAAAUGAUGCUCAGCCACAACCCGUUUGACGGGAAGGCACUGCUGCUCGCUAGCGAACGGCGGAGGUCUUACCUCGAGGGGGUAAAGAAAGAGCUCCUCCACUUUCUAUCACAUCUUCCCGAGGAGGGACAUACUCGGGGCCGGGUUGUCCCCGAAAACCACAUGGAAUCCCAAAACACCGACCGCGAAGCAAUAGCGGAGGCAUCCUCUCGGCUGGAAAACACACGCAGAACGGAAUGGCUCCUCGGCAUUCGCAGCGACGAAUGGCGGCCGAAUGCGGAAGCUCUGUCGGCACUGGCCAGGACAGAAGUACCUCUGGAAAUGUACGUCGUGCCCAGCCAGGCCGACACCCGCUCACGGGAGAUUAAGGAGGACUGGGCGACAGUCGAGGCGAAGAGUUCUCCUCGAAAGGUGUUCGAGGCGGCCGAUUGGACGGAAUGGCUUCCUGGUACCACCAGGGUGCCUUGCACGAAGGGUCUCCGCAAGCUCGUGUCUCUGGUGGUGGAGAAAGGCAUGCUAGAUCCGAACCCCGGCGGUAGGCCGCAGACCACGGCCGCCUUGCAGGGUCUCCUCCACGAGGCCCUGAGGCUCUAUGAAACUGUUGAGGCAGAAGGGGAGUAGGUUGAACGGCAGUCAGUUGAGGAAUCCCUCGAACGAGUACACGUUCAUCCCGCUAAAGUUUUACACUUUCGUCUCGAUCGCUUUCAUGCGCCCUCCGUGCGUUGAAUGCCGGGACAUGUGUACGUACGUACACAUUGCACAUAUACAUUUUUCUUUUGGGUGGCGAAAAUCCCUAGACUGCUGCGAAAAGUUGUAAUGCUGGCGAUUACCCGGCCGAGGGAAGCAUGACGAUGGGACGUGUAACAGAAUGAUUAUCCCAUUCGGAGCUUUUGUUCGCUGGAGGUUCGACGAAAGGCGUCCGGGGUGGUGACGGUGACUGAACGUGGUUGUGAACGGGUCUUGCGUGUGAGAUCGGAAUAAAUGUUCCAAGUGGUGAAUCAACACAGGUGGACGUCCAUCCCCCUUCCCCACAAUGUCGGUUGCCCUCGCCCCAUUGUGGAGACCUUGACAAGGUCGAACAUUCUCCCCUUUCGAUGCCUUGGUUGUCUUCUCCAAGGUGUUCGACCUUGUCAAGGUCUCCACAAGGGGGCGAGGACAUCCGACAUUUUGGGCAAGGGGGGUCGACCUCCAUCUGUGAAAGUGGCAGGCUAGGUUGCUGAGGAGACGUUGGUGCUGUAGAAUGCAACAAGUGUGCUUUGUAUGAUUGCAGGACGGGGGAUUAGUUGUCUGGCCAGUAGACUAUCACGUGUCUAAUGGACACUGGUGUGAGUUGUAGAACUUGCGUGAAGCAAACAUGGACCGGUCUUCUAUCGGUUGCCUGUUGGGUUUAGAGAAAUCCUCCUAAUUCAAGCACCUAUUGGCAGAAUGCCUUGAUGAACCGAACGUGAAACCGUCCAGGAGGUCUGAACUACAUAGAGCUUCUCCACAGGAGAUGUUGCGCUGUAUAUACACGAUUAACACUUCAUAAACCUGGUCGCCCCGGUGGUCUAGUU
Messenger RNA from Ectocarpus sp. CCAP 1310/34, 3233 nucleotides. The record is from the annotation of a GenBank genome assembly. Lineage: Eukaryota; Phaeophyceae; Ectocarpales; Ectocarpaceae.